Sorex araneus (European shrew) is the source of this 10069-nucleotide messenger RNA. RefSeq names its product protein phosphatase, Mg2+/Mn2+ dependent 1L (gene PPM1L). Lineage: Eukaryota; Metazoa; Chordata; Mammalia; Eulipotyphla; Soricidae. The transcript is spliced from 4 exons. Gene Ontology annotation, biological process: protein dephosphorylation. The coding region runs from base 140 to 1222 and encodes 360 amino acids. The record is from RefSeq and is a predicted model, not a curated record. Gene Ontology annotation, molecular function: cation binding; protein serine/threonine phosphatase activity.
CCGGCUCCGCGCUCUUCCCCCUCGGCGGCCCGGCGCUGCGCCGCCUCCCGCCCGGCGGGCUGUCCCCGCAGUGCUCCGGGAUCCGGCGAGCCUUCGGGGCGCGCCUCGCUGCUGCUGGUUGAGUCUACCGCGAUAAUAAAUGAUAGAGGAUACAAUGACUUUGCUGUCUCUGCUGGGUCGCAUCAUGCGCUACUUCUUGCUGAGACCCGAGACGCUCUUCCUGCUGUGCAUCAGCUUGGCGCUGUGGAGUUACUUCUUCCACACGGACGAGGUGAAGACCAUCGUCAAGUCCAGCCGGGACGCGGUGAAGAUGGUGAAGGGCAAGGUGGCCGAGAUCAUGCAGAAUGACCGGCUGGGGGGGCUCGACGUGCUGGAGGCCGAGUUCUCCAAGACCUGGGAGUUCAAGAGCCACAACGUGGCGGUGUAUUCCAUCCAGGGCCGGAGGGACCACAUGGAGGACCGCUUCGAAGUUCUUACUGACCUCGUCAACAAGACGCACCCAUCUAUCUUUGGCAUCUUCGACGGGCAUGGGGGCGAGACUGCAGCUGAAUAUGUAAAAUCUCGACUCCCAGAAGCCCUUAAACAGCAUCUUCAGGACUACGAGAAAGACAAAGAAAACAGUGUGUUGUCUUACCAGACCAUCCUUGAACAGCAGAUUCUGUCAAUUGACCGAGAAAUGCUAGAAAAAUUGACGGUAUCCUAUGAUGAAGCAGGUACAACGUGUUUGAUCGCCCUUCUCUCAGACAAAGACCUGACCGUGGCCAAUGUGGGCGACUCUCGGGGAGUCCUAUGUGACAAGGAUGGGAACGCCAUUCCUUUAUCUCAUGAUCACAAGCCUUACCAACUGAAGGAAAGAAAGCGGAUAAAGAAAGCUGGUGGUUUCAUCAGUUUCAACGGCUCCUGGAGAGUCCAAGGAAUCCUGGCCAUGUCUCGGUCCCUGGGGGAUUAUCCACUGAAAAAUCUCAAUGUGGUCAUCCCAGACCCAGAUAUCCUAACCUUUGACCUGGACAAGCUCCAGCCUGAGUUCAUGAUCUUGGCAUCAGAUGGCCUCUGGGAUGCUUUCAGCAACGAGGAAGCUGUUCGAUUCAUCAAGGAGCGUUUGGAUGAACCUCACUUUGGAGCCAAGAGCAUAGUUUUACAGUCGUUUUAUAGAGGCUGCCCCGACAACAUAACGGUCAUGGUGGUGAAAUUCAGGAAUAGCAGCAAAACAGAAGAGCAGUAAACCCUUCGGGCUUCAGCUGCCUUAGGUUAAAGGACUUUCAACCCACUGAUGUCCCGUAAGGUAGUGAAACAAGCGAGAGUUACCAGUUAGGAUCAUUCGUCCCAACACGGGACUCCUCUUCCCCGAUGGUUUUAGGUAGAUACCCGGCGAGGAACGGAGUACUCCUGGUCAUUGUAGCCGAGAGGCUGCAAAAUGGUUUCUUCGUGUUUUCCCAACUCUUUCAUUCAAUGUUCAAAAUAGAUAGAUAAUAUAGCUGUAGACUCAUAUGUACGAGGUGAACCACAUAUGUGCCAUAUAUUCUCCCUGUUAAGAUUCUUUGCAAGAUCCCGUAAGGACAGGCUCUGCGAGCUGCAGGAGAUAGACCACAGAGCCAGGGCGAUGAGACAGCACCCGGUGCCAAGUGGCACAGCUGUCCCGAGAAUGCUUUGUCCUCCUGAGCUCAGGUUUCUGCUCAGCAGCCGCCCAGAAAUAGAUCCGGAAUGGUUCAGUAUUCUGUGACUGCUCUGGAAACCCAAGGGAAGGAGAGGAUGGCGUCCGUCGCCAUAGCAGAGACAACCUCUUCCCCCUCUCACCCUUUCUGAGUUCAAUCGACUUUGUGUCCCACCUCGCCUGUCUUCAUGCUUUUGUCCUGAUCAUGCGUGACUUUGAUCUGUUUUUUGCUUACACCUUACUUUACACAAUUAACAGCUGUUAGACUUCACCAUCAGAUAUCACAGUUUGAUUUUUUUUUUUUUGACCUGAUACUACCAAGAAAUCUACUUGGGGAAGUGAAUUAAGUUUUAAGUCCUUGCAUGCUCGGGGUAGAUGGAGGAAAGGAAUGGCUGAGUAAGUCACAAUACCCUCUGACUUCCCAAGUGUGCCCUUUGCACUGGGCAAAGGAAGUGCUGGAAUGACGACCCUGAAUUAGACUCCAGCUGCCCAGUUUGGUUAUUUUUAAGCAGUUGUCUUUUUCCCUUUCCUGUCCGAGUAGUUCUCAAGUAUCUUUCAAGCAGUGUUCCAAGAAGCAACAGCCUGGAACUGCAUGGCUUCCUUGAGGUUAAGUACAGUUCCCAACCAACCCCAGCCACAGAUCAGUGCUUAACGAGAGACCGCUGGAUGUGCUUGACAAGAAGGGAGUCAACAGCCCUUAAUAUUUCAAAUCACCAUCCACACAGGGGACUUUUCCCAGGGUAAAAAAAAAAAAUUAAAGCAGAAUGCCUAGACAAUCCUCCUUUUCACUAGUAACAAAGCUGCUUGGGAACGUUUAUUCAAAUCUGUAUUGUUAAAUGGUUCAGAGUUAAAUUAUAAGACCAGGCUUGCUGUUCUCCAUUUCCGAAUCACCAAAGUUGUUGCUAAUCUCAGUAUUUUAUAACUUAAUUUACAAGAAAGUACUGUGUCAUUCCUAGUUUGCCUAGGCAAAGUAGUUCAAGCCACAUAGCAAGAUUGUUGUUAUACCCCCCACCCCUCUUAUGUCUCAAAUGCAUUGGGGGGUGGGGUGGGGGAAAGGUCCUACCUGUUUUUGUUCUUUCUGAAUGGACCCUAACAUCACAGCUUCUCGUCAGCACCCCUUUCUACCUGACCACUGACCACCUUCUGCCCACAGUGCCCCUCCCCUGGGCCUCCCUAACUAUGGAACUUUCCUCCAAGCAACUUCCAGAGGAGAACUUGGAAGCAUGGAAAGAUUUCCUUCUGGCCGUCAAGGAACGUUCCAAAUCCAUCAGGACUCACUUUUCUUUAUCUGUAAUGAGAAAUAAUAAUGGGAUCCCAAGUCAUUUGCUUACUUUUGUAAAUUCGAACAUCAUUUCUAAUUGGAUUUCCUGAGUUAUUGUUCUAUUAGCCAGAGUCCUAGUACAAAAUGCCUGACACUGUUUUCAGAUUAGGUGGCACUAAACAAUGAGAUUUGUACAGCAGAGGUGGGGGCCACAGGGGGGAUGCAGGAAACAUGCUAGUUGUUCAGUGACAGAAUGGUCGGAGGUGACCCAAGUCCGCUUAGAGAUUUAGGACGUUGUGACUGGAGAAUUACCAAAGGCUGCCUAAAGGUCAGAUAGAAGCUUUUUUGGUACAGUCUUUCCUUUUUUAACAAUCCCCAAAUACAUAAUAACUAUGGGGGGGGUAUUUUUAAAUUUCAUGAUCAUUAUUGGCUAAAAUGAAAAACAGAAGCUUCUUGGUGAAGAUGGAAAUGAAAAGCUAUUAAAUAAGUAAAUUAAUGUUCAUUUAUUGUAAUUUUUUAAUUUUCUGUAGAAUGUCUAAAGAGAUAAUGCUGAGAGCAUGAUUUUCCCUGUAAGUGAAGUUUUACAAUGUACUCUCAGUUCCCUCACUUGGUAGAAUUAAUUUAUUUCUGACCUUAAUCAGACAGUAUGUCUAUUUCUUGUUCCUUAUCACCUUGCACUUAGUAUAUGUUUCUUGUUCCUUCUAUCCUUUCAUUGUGACUCAGAUUUUUAGAAGAUGGAAAACUAGGAGCAAUUAGAUGCAAACUAUAUCUAAAUCAAGAGCACCUUUCCCCCACUUGAGCGCUCUCUCUCUCUCUCUCUCUCUCUCUCCCCCCUGCCUCUCUUCAGGUUGUUGGGGUCUGCAGACAUCAGCCCCUGGGGUGCCCUGUGGCUGACCACCUGAACACAUUUUCUAAGGACAGGGAACGUUAAAUCCCACCACUAGGACACUGAUUUUCGAAGUCUGCAUGUGACGCUUCCAGAAACAGCACUGCCAAAGCUUUGGAAUGUCACCCAGGGCUGCCACCUCCCUAGCCCAAGUUCGAAUUGCCAAUAGCCCCCAGGGUGCCAAUUUUGAGAUGGCUGUCAUUUAGAAAUAAAGCUGUGAAGAAUGACUGCAUGCUUAUGAGCCCGACAGGAUGCCAAGCCAGUCCUCAUCACCGCACUGCGCUGCUGGCUGCCCCACUGGCAGUUUGUACCCUUAAAAUGGGUUGGGACAAGAGGGCAGGGAGACUGCAGGAAAACUUUUUAUUUAAAUAUAUUUUCAGUUUGCUGAUUAGACAGGGGGAAAUGAUACUUCUACAGAAACUUUCAAUGCUUAUUCCUAAGACUUAUUUAUAUACAACACAUAUUUUAUAUGACCAACUUGCCCAGGGAACUGAUGUAGACGUCACUGUCCUAAUAAACAUGAUUGUAUUAUCAUACAGCCCCAUAGCCAGUGGCUAUAUUCGAUUCCUUGGUAGAGAUCGAAGGCACUGGCCCCAUGAAUGUGCAAUAAAGAGUAUCAGAGUAUUUUAUACUGUCUAGAACAUAUUCAAGCUGGGUAAUUUAAAACAGGCCUUAUAUCUUGGAGGCAUAAUGAUACUGACCCACAUACAUUUUGCAGAGUCAGGACUGUUGAUGAGCGAUGGCAACAUUUCAAUCCUUGCGAAAGUGGUUCCAGGAAAUUUAUUACACUGUUAGAUUGGAUCACUAGGGUAUCUGGCAGUGCACUGGGAAUGAUCACUUCUUCCUCUGCCAGAUCUGCGUACCUUGAUUUUUCCCCCAAGGUGCCAGAUCUAACUUUCUUGCAGUAGUGUUCAUGUAAAAGGGUUAGAAAGAGAAGCAUUUCCUUGUACAUUUGAAAGUAAAGACAUACAUACUUUAAAGUAUAUAUAAAGGAAAAUAAGGAUAAAGAUUAUUUUUAAAUGAAUUUGGAACUUCUUUCCUCCUUUUGAUCCAUUAGAUUGCUCUUCCUUUAAUGUUUCCCCCAAAUUGCCUUAGUUCAUAACACCAGCAUUCCUAACCAGCUCUGUAGAAAUGACUGGAUUGUUAGAUAACAUGAUAGGACCUGUUUAAUUGCAUCUGGAUUCAGUUGCUAAUUUCUAGAUUUUGUUAGCCAACUAGCUGAAUACUGCAAAAAUUAUAGAAGCCAGUGUACCCCAAAGUAUGUCCUGCAGAAUGCGGUAUGGUUCAAGAUGACCACCAGCAGAACACAUUUUGAAGAUGUUCGGGUCGAUCAUUGUAUGCUAAAAUGUAAGCAUGAAAGUUUUAGUCUGUAACUGUACCUCACGGUGAUUCAUUUAAAAAAAAGGGGGGGGGAAAGAAACAGGGCUCUAGGGACCUGGAGAAAUAGUACAGUGGAUAAGGCUUGCCUUGCACAUAGCAUACCCAGGUUUGAUCCCCAGCAUUACAUAUGGUCACCGGAGCCCAAACAGGAGUCUCUCCUGAGCCCAGAGACAGGAGCAGUCCCUGAGCACUGCCAGGUGUGGACCCAACCCCUCCCCACCAAGAAGAAAAAGAAAAAAAAAUUUUUUUAAAGAGACUCCAGAGUCAAAUGACUUUGGAGAAAUAUAAAUGCUAUCUUAGAAAGUCACUGCAUAUACUCACACAAAAAUUUUCAAUUUAAACAUCCUUCAGAGGUAGGGAGACAAGUGGGUGAGAAGAACAUACCGCAUAUGUAAUUUCAGUUAGCAAAGGGCUUUCCGAAUAACUAUGACCACAGGAACAAAUCAAUGGAAAUAACCAUGAAUUAUAACAUUGAGUCUCAGGUGUGCAUUACUGGAACAUGUACAUGAAAAUUAUAUGUGUGUGCAUAUGUAUAUGUAUAUAUUAGAUUUCCUCCUAAAGUGGUAUAUAUGUAGAUAGUGGUCCACUGCGCCCUGAUUUGUCUACCCCACUCUCCCACUCCCUUCUAACAGAAACUGGUUUUAUAGUCUAAAAGUUUAUUUUGGUUUAUUUUUUUUCUAUUUACCCCUUAUGAGUGAAGUCUUACAAUGUUUUUGUCUGGCUUACUUCUCCAAGAAUACCCUCUAGAUCCCAUCUAUAUUGUUGCAAGUGGCAAGAUUUUUGUUUAUUUUUAUAGCUGAAUUGUGUAUAAACCACUUUACUCAUCCAUACAUUAGUCAGCUGGCACAUGUUCAGAAAUUCUUUUGUGUAACACUAGUGAGCUCUGCUUUAGGAAAUUUUGGUAUAUGGAAAAUAUUGCUGCUUUCUCAUUCACUAUGGCUUAGUAGGAGUACAGCUUGCCACUUAGAAGCAUGCAUCCUUUCAAGAGGCUAAUUUGUUAGCAGCAUUUUUAAGACGUGGUAUGGUUCAAGAUGACCACCAGCAGUCUAAUAAUGAUAGCAAAAGCCCAACAAUCCCUUUUCAAGCUCUAAGCAUUAUUUCCCUUCUUUGAUGUGAGUGACAUGAGCUUUGUGCCUUGUCAUGGCUAGACAGGUUUUCAGGUUCAUUCUUAGUUUUAGUUUGCAUUUUUGAAGUGACCUUUGCUUUCAGGUGGAAUCAAAAUUAAUAUUUUUAUGUUUCAGUACGGUACUAAAAUAUUUUAAAUAAUAGAAAAGUAUAUAAAGGUAUGUUUAAUUUUAAUUCAUUUUAACUAUAUUUCUUAAUUUAAAACUUUAAUAAAAGCAGAAAGUUUUAACUAAACUUCAUUCAUGCCAUAGUGGUACUCAUGGUAUAAUGGAAAAGUAGCACUGUAGCACUGUUGUCCCAUUGCUCAUCGAUUUGCUCAAGCGGGCACCAGUAGCAUCUCCACUGUGAGACUUGUUAAUGUUUUCGGCAUAUCGAAUACUUAUUUACUCUUACCCUGUCCUUUCCAGAAUCUUUGAAACUCUCACAAAUCCCCAAAUUUCUAUCUUGUAUAAUCCCACCUUUCAUAUUUUAUGUAUAAAAUUGUUUAGCAAGUUGUCUAUUCCUUAAGAGGCAAGGCUUGACUUAAUUCCAUCACUGUUAAUAUGAGCCUGUAUUGUAUUUGUGAAGGUCUGAAGAUAAUCCCAAAUUAGUCAAUGAAAUUAAAAUUUGCCAAAUGAAAAUUAAUCUCAAAAAUUUCCCCAAACUGAGGGCUAGAGAGAUAGGUCAACUGGUAGGGCACUUGUCUUGCAUGUAGCCAACCUGGGUUCAAUCCAGGAGUCCCAUAUGGUCCCCUGGGCACUUCCAGAAGUCAUUCCUGAACACAGAAUCAGGAGUAAGCUCUAAGCAUUGCCAGGUGUGACCCAAAGACAAAAAAAAUUAAAAAUUAAUUUUCCCAAAACUCCCAUAGCAAAUUGCAACUGAUGCAGGACUAGAAGCACAGAACAGUCACUCACUGCCUCUUCAGGGGUUACACAUUCAUCACCUUUUAUCACAAAGAAAAUAAAAUUAUAUACAAUAUCAUGUUUUAUCACAACAUAUUUCUGUAUUAGGCAAGAAUAAUUUAAAAUGUUUGUGUGAAGCAAAGAGAAAUAAAAGUCCAAGAGAUUAGGAUGGGGACAUUUAAGGACAUCUAGAAAUCAAAAACAUAAACAACAGACUAUUUGAUUAUCAGACAAGAGUAGAUUGUAUUUAACAGUGGUUUCUGAACCUAUAUAUAGAACAGUAUAAGGCAGUGUUACACUGUUGGUCAAUUCAAAGCUUCCCUCUAGAAUAUUGGCUAAUGCUUUACUUGUGUGUUAUGAAGACAGAUUUUUUUUGUGAAGACUGAUUUUAAAGCUGCCCUCUUUAAAAAUAAGACAUGGCACAGGCAGAAUCAGGUUUAUCUAAAAUAGUUGGAGGCAGAGGCUGUAAUUUAGUGAGAGAUUUAAAAUCUAUUUUGCAAUGCCUUAACAAAGUAAGCCAGUAAAAAAAAAAAACACACAGUUAAGAAAUUUUAGUGAGUUUCCAACCCAGAUUCCACCCAUGGCAUCCCAUACGGUCUCCUAAACCCGCCAGGAGUGAUAUCUGAAUGCAGAGCCAGGAGUAAGUCCUGAGCACUGCUGAUUGUGGCCCAAAAACCAAAAAAAAAAAAAAAAAGAAAUUUUAGUGAGUUUCAAAAUGACUGUUCUGGCAAGCCUGGAAAAUUAUAAUGAAACAACUAAUUCUAAUGUGAACUAUGAUAACAUGCGUAAUUCCUAUAAUUCAUGAUUAUAGAUUGAUCUAUAAUCUGAAUAUUUGAUCAGGAAAAUCACAAUUUUUUUUUGCUUUAAGUAAACCUACUCGUACAUUUUAUUCUUUCUUUCACAGAGCACCUACUAUAUGGCAAAUAAUAAACUGAAGUGCGUGUAUCUGAUGCCAAUCACUUAGCCACAUCCUUGCCUCCUUGCCCUGUAGAGGUUCAGAACAGAUGCAGCAUGUACUGUUGGUUGGAUGGGAUGAAAAUUGGCAUCUUUCAUCUUUCAUUACUUCCUCUUUCUGAGAACAGGGGAAGAAUUGGAGUAAUUCUUUCCCACACAUAGUAGCGAAUGGUAAAAGACAGUAUCUUGCCCACACCUAAGCAACUUGCAUCCGAUAACUACUCUGUACUUAGAUCACUUAGAUGUCCUCAGAAUGGGGUCUGAAGAUGAGACUGGAAGCCUUUGGUGACUGGGGCAGGGGCUGGGCUGUCCCAGUUGGGAUCAUUGGAACCUUUGCUCAAGGAGAAGUAAGCUGUGUAAGGGCUCAGCAUUUGUGUGGUCAAGAACAGCAUGUCAAGGACAGUGUGUCAAGGACAGACACAUAAGCAGAUAGGAUGCUUGCUUUGCAUGCAGCCAACCCAGAUUCAAUCCCCAGCACCCCGUAUAGUCCCCCAAGGCCUGCCAGAAGUGAUCCCUAAGCACCACCAGAUGUGGCCCCCAAACAAAACAGCAUGUGUUGGCCACACCCAGGAAUUUUAUGAAGGGAGAAGAGAAUUAAAGAACAGGGAACAAUGAGAAUCUCUAUCUCCCAUCUUACUUUUUAGUUCCAAAGACUUUAUAUAAUUAAUACACGAGUUCCAUUUCCCAAAAGAGAACUCAGAACUAAGGGUGUUUAUCCUCAGUGUUCCUGAGUGAUGAAGGAAUUUGUUAUAUUGAUAUCAUAUUUCAGGACUGCAUUUUUUAUUUAAAUUUAGCAGAAAACAUAAGUACUAGAUUUUUUAAAAUAAUACAUUUAAUAUUCAUGAUUAUUUAAGACAGUCCAGAAACUUGGUACGUAAUUCAAGAUUUACACUUUGAAUAAGAAUAGCAAAAUCUAUAUUGUUAUUUGAUAAAGAAAAUUUAAAUACCAGACUUAUUUUUAACAGCAGAAGUCUUCAUUUAGUCUAAAUUCAUUGCCUGAUCAUCUUCUGUAGACAUUUCUGUUCAUGCCAAUCACGUCUUUUUUUUGGUAAUAUUAGUUAUUGCCAAAUAACACUGUAAGUUUUUAACAUAAUAGUGAAUGAUAAGGGACUAGGGAUAUCUCAUUGUGAUCAAAAGUGAGGCUUUGGCUGUUUCAUUUUAAUCGUGAGAAUAUAAGAGGAAUUUCAAACUAUGUCAGUUUGGCUUUAUUAACCUUCAAAUUAUAGAAGGAAUUCAGUUAUUAGGAAAAUAAUGUAGGAAAGAGCAGGCAGCACGAGUAAAAAAAAGCAAACUCAUAAUUAAGUAGCAUUUUUCAUGAAUGGUGCAUCUCAUAGGUACUGAUUUCUUUCCCUGCUGUAUUUUGAAACAGUGAUUUUGUAAGAGCUUUUACUUGUACUUAUUUCAAUAUCAUAGCAAUUUUUCCAUCUGCAUUUUCUUGCUAUUUUAAGAACCUUAAGAGAUUGUUUAUAAAAAUAUACCAGGAUCAAUAAUUUCUUAAACAAUGGUUUAUUUUAGGAAUCUUCAAAUUGUAUUUAAUAAUUACUACAAUGACUGCAAAUCAACCAGGCUUUCUUGUUAGUUCCUGAAAACUAUCCAUAAUAAAGACAAUAAAACCUAGGAAAAAUUGCAUUACUCUUCUGAGGUUUUUAUAUGGACUAUUCUAUGCUUGUCUCUAAGAGACAUUUGAGACAGAGUUAAAUGUCAAUUUGGUGUAGAGAUCAGUGUGUGGCAGUGCACGGGUCACCCAAGAUGCAUGGCGUGUCAUUCAGGUCCCUCUGAUGUUUGCUAGGGUAGACUUAGCCUUGUAGAUACUAAUAUGUUUAUGCGAUCACUGAUUUUGUGUUGUAUACAAAAUGAACGGCUAAAUUUUCACAUUUGACAAGAUUAAAGUAAAAAAUAAACACAUUAAAGUUAUUGGAUUUGCACACAGA